AUGAACAAAAAUUGGAAUGACAGAGCUGACAAGGACCUCUUUUUUACCAUCCUAUCCGUCAAGAAUAUCGGCGUAAUAAGCGGAGGAGAAUGGACUACCAUUGGUAAUCAUAUGCGAUCAUUAGGAUAUGGCUUCACUAAUGAGGGAUGCCGUCAACACUUUCAAGGCCUCCGCAGAGCUCAGCAUAAGGUUGAGACCAAUGGUAGUAUAGAUGCCCAGCGCAGAUCUGACCCUACUCAAAACCCCAUCACACGGCGCCCUGGUCCCGGUCGUGGGCGACCCAGGAAACAGCCUCCAGCACCCAUUGCUGGUCUUGAUCAUGUAUCUUCUCCUGGAGUACCAGGUCAAGUUCACGAUGACGACGAAGAUGCUACAGGUCCACAUGAUGGCAUGUCCGUUCAAAUCCCUAGCGAGGAUGCCGACUCUUUAGGCCUAGUGCAGGACGACUCGGGUCUUGACGAACAACCGUCAAAACGUCAGCGCCUUGAUGAAGAUGAUCAGCAACAGACUGAUGAUGCAGCCGUCCUAUCGUUAGCAGCAGAUGGGUUACCCGUGCCCGAAGAUCAUUAUGGUCCACCUGAGUAG
This is a messenger RNA of Daldinia childiae, 585 nucleotides long. RefSeq lists its product as uncharacterized. The record is from RefSeq and is a predicted model, not a curated record. Lineage: Eukaryota; Fungi; Ascomycota; Sordariomycetes; Xylariales; Hypoxylaceae. The transcript is spliced from 2 exons. The coding region runs from base 1 to 585 and encodes 194 amino acids.